Molecule: messenger RNA, 1331 nt
Organism: Pygocentrus nattereri (red-bellied piranha)
Lineage: Eukaryota; Metazoa; Chordata; Actinopteri; Characiformes; Serrasalmidae
Gene: haus1
Product: HAUS augmin-like complex, subunit 1
Exons: 9
Coding region: 134-970 (278 amino acids)
Biological process (GO): spindle assembly; centrosome cycle
Cellular component (GO): cytosol; HAUS complex
Source: RefSeq, a predicted model, not a curated record
UCCCGUUCAAACCUUCCCGAUCCGGAACACGACAGCGAGGGAGCGCGAACGGCGGGAUUCGUCGUGUUUGCAGACCGCCGUUCGGAGCUCAGGCCGGGGGCUUUCACCGGCGCUUUCCCUCACGGGUGGGAACAUGUGUGAAAAGAGCAGAAGGGUGAACAGGUGGCUGGGGUCGGUUUUCGGCGAGCAGGCGGUGCCAGAGUUUGAAGUGAGCGCACGCACCAUGGAGCUUCUGGACCAGCUCGUGCAGAUCAGUGAGGCAAGGUGUGAGGAGGUCAAUCUCCUCAUAGAUGACCACAGGCAGAAAGCUUCUGAGUACAGCAGUGACGGUGCCCACCUACAGGAACUGCUUCAUCAGAGUGUUGGGCUGCAAGCUGGAAGUGUUUCGAAACCCACUUUAGACCUUCUGAGUGUGUUAGAAGGCACUGCUGAGGCACUGGCAGUUAAAGACACAUCCAUAGGGAGUUUUGUCCCUGCAGUUAAUAAACUCACCAAUGACCUGGCCGAGGCAGAGAAGACUGACCGGACGUUGGGUCGGGAGCUCUCAGCUGUGAGGAAGAAAAUGACUGCCGCGAUAAUACUGCGGAAAAAAUUGGAAGAGGACCUCAGGAAGACCACGCAGGCCCAGCAGGUGGAGGCAGCUACAGCAGAGGAGAGACUGCUCAACAUGGACUUCAUGAAGAAUAAAUCCAGAGACCUCACAUACAGGAACAAGAUCGCACAGGACAAACUGGCGUCUAGACAGAUGGAGGACUCUCUUACCCAUCAAGCCAUCGUGCAGCUUUCAGAAAAAACCACAGCACUGAAGCAGGAGAUUGUACCACUGAUGAAGAAGUUGGAGCCCUACAGUGACCUGAGCCCUAGUCCUGCCCUGGCUCGGGUUAAAAUUGAAGAGGCAAAGAGGGAGCUGGCAGCCCUCGAUGCUGACCUGGAGCAGAAGGUGGACUUGAUGAACUCGUUAUCUACAUAACCUGUAGAGAUGAGACGCUUUCCGGCCAUUGAUGUAGAUACUGAGCUAAUUUUGUACCAACGUUCUGCUUUUCUCAUACACUCGCUGGCCACUUUGUUGGAUACACCUGCCUUAUAUCAACACCCAGUGGUUCCCAACCCAGUUCGCUCCCUAUGUUCCUUGUGUUGAAGCGAAUAGUGUGGACGGUCUGGAGGAGGGGCCUGACGACUGGACUGAGAACCACUGUUCUGUUUGAACAGCUCCCCUUACAGUAUAAGUGGACUUUGUAGUUCUACAGUUACAGACUGUAGUCCAUCUGUUUCUCCGAUACUCUGUUUUCUGUUCGUAUCUGUUCUUUAUUAAAACGCUUUGUUAAAACUGA